AUGGUAAGUUUUCUACGAAUUUUCGAUAUUACAUUAGGUUUGAAGGCUGUCGAAGACUUGUUUGCCUUGUUAGAUCUCAUUGGUAUUCUUGAUGAGAUAUUAUCUCAUAUUAUUGUUAAAAAGAUCAUAAACUAUCUAAAGAACCAAGGAAUGUCCAAAAAAACUCACAAUUUUUAUGAGAUACAGUUGUUUUUUUCGAUAAUUAACAAUGAUGGGCUUUGUUUUAGAUGCCCCGAUCGAGACGCGGAUUCCAGGCCGCAUCGGCCGCCAAUCCCGAACGAGUCCGAACCCAUCUUUUGUUCUCCUCCCAACCUGAACAUCACACUGCCAAAAGGAAACGGCGGCCGCACAGUGAGCUCAUUUAUUUAUUUCUUUUGUUUGUAGGUAUUGAUGAGUAAGGCGGAUUUGCUAAAUGAUGAUAAUUUUAAGAGAAGAGGUAACGGUGAAGUUAAAGUAAAUGUGUAUGAAGGUUAUGUAUUGUUUUUAGAGAAUUGAAUUGUCAACAAUACUAUCCUUUGCUCAAAAUGACAGCCCAAAAAACCUAUCGCAAUAUAAAAUUACGAAACUUUUGAUAUUUUCAGACAAAUUCCAAUCAGUUCACAAGAAAGAUGAGAUGAUACAGGCCAAUCCAGAUGAUCUGGACCCAACGGCAUGGACUGGAAAUCAACGGGUUUUACACUUCGGCCCUAUGGCCAACAGGGAUCCAUUCUUUUAUUAUUACCCAAAGGGUUGGGACAUUUUAUACCCGGCACAGUUUGGCUUCUUUCCUUAUAGAACGAGGUAAAAAUUGUGAUUUAAAAGCUUUAACAUUUAAAAGUAAUUAAAUUUUGAGUUAAUUUUAAUAUUUUACAUACUAUAACAUACUGUAAUUUUACAGAAAGUUCCGUGGUAACUCAGUAACGGUAUGUGUAUGGGCGUUUGGAGUAUUUUUGCUGUUUGGAGGUGCUUUAAUGUCAUAUUUUGGGUAUUUUGUGAUACAUGACACUCCGUUCUGGAUGUGGAAGAAGAAAAGUACAGCACAAAUACCUCCAGUUCAAGUGGCAGGGCCUAUAAUGCUGGUCAUUGGGAUUUUACUGGUGCUAAUUGGACUAAUAUGUUCUAUUUGUACUUCUGAGGUUAGUUUUUUGUAAAUUUAUGAUUGAAAUUGAUUGAAUUUUUUUUAAAAUACGAAAUUUUGAAAAAAUUUCAAUUUUUAUGGUUUAAAAUUGAUUUUUUAAAAUUUUUAAAUGAUUUCUUUUAGUUUUUAAACGAAAAAAUCCGUCAUUAUCACCAUCGAGGGCAGCCAGCUUCUGUUACUGUCUAUACAACUCAUAUUGAGGUAAGUAGAUAUUGCUUUAAGGCGGGACAGGCUAUUUUCGCUGGUCUUUCUCGGCCUGAUUGAACAUAAUAUAUUUGUCAUUAGAACUCUUGGCUGCUCAUACGUAUGGGCGAUUUUUUUGUAUUACAACUUAUGACAAUAUAUUUCAGCAACCAAAAGCAGUGUACGAAAAAAAUCCAUAUCAACCACUACCUCCACCUGCUUAUCCAGUGCUAGAGAACAAGUAUGCUCACAGUUCUGGGUGGAAUCCCUAUGCGGAGCUUAAGCUAUUUCCUCCUGUGUAAGUAUUUUUUGGGCAGGGGUUUGUUUUAGGCUUAAAUGACUUCUUUAGGCUUAAUUUUUAAGUUUAGGCUUAAUAUUGAAAUUUAGGCUUAAUAUUGAAAUUUAGUCUUCAUAUUGAAAUUUAGGCUUAAUUUUGAGGUUUAGGCUUAAUUUUGAAGUUAGGCUUAAUAUUGAAAUUUAGGCCUAAUUUUGCAAUUUAGGCUUAAUAUUGAAGUUUAGGCUUAAUUUUGAAAUUUAGGCUUAUAUGGGUUUUUAUAUCUAAUUAAGCAAUUUUCUUCAUGAAAUUAGGCUUAUAUUUACUUUUAGGCUUAAUUUUGUGGGAUUUACUGUCAGUUUUUACUAACUGUUAACAAUUUUAGUAUGCCAGGGUAUUCGACUUUGUCAUUACAUGGAGAACAUCAAAAUCAUGGCAAUUCUCCAUCAGUAUUUGUUGCCAGUCCCUACAAUACCCUCAGGGCCAUGUCGGCUAAUCGGUAGGCUUUACUAUAUACUCUGCCCUACAGUAUCUUACUCUAUUCUCUUCUUAUUUACUCUAUCCUACUCUAUUUUACUCUACUAUAACAUAUCGAUAUGCCCUACCCAGUCCACCAUAAAAAAAUUUGUAUCUCAUGCUUUUUCAGAUUCCCAGUAUCAGCGGAGCCUCUCCAGAAUCCGAACGUAGCCGGAAUGCAUUUCGAGAAUGCCUCCACGAUAAGUGGUAGUGUUGGCAGUCGGCGACAGUCGAUGGCUUCGAAUGCCCAACGAAGGGCUAAGUCCGUCGGCCAAAUGCCAAAAUCACGCGAAUCUUCGGUCUCAAGACGUUUUCGAGAAAUGUCACAAAACAAUUGA
Messenger RNA from Bursaphelenchus okinawaensis, 2428 nucleotides. NCBI's taxonomy places the organism in Eukaryota, Metazoa, Nematoda, Chromadorea, Rhabditida, Aphelenchoididae. The record is from the annotation of a GenBank genome assembly.